AACGGCCUGAACCACGCAGAUCACAAGUCGCCUUUAGUGGAUCGUCGUAUCACAGGCUGUCAGCUGUUGGAUUCCCGGCUAAUCAACCGUUUGAUCGAAGCUAAUACGAGAUGGCCCGUACCAAGCAGACUGCCCGUAAGUCUACCGGAGGAAAGGCGCCAAGGAAGCAGCUUGCUACCAAGGCAGCCAGAAAGAGCGCACCGUCCACCGGAGGUGUGAAGAAGCCCCAUCGUUACAGGCCUGGAACUGUGGCUCUGAGAGAGAUCCGUCGUUACCAGAAGUCCACUGAGCUCCUCAUCCGCAAGCUGCCCUUCCAGCGUCUGGUGAGAGAGAUUGCCCAGGAUUUCAAGACCGAUCUGCGCUUCCAGAGCGCUGCCAUUGGUGCUCUUCAGGAGGCCAGUGAGGCCUACCUGGUGGGUCUGUUUGAGGACACCAACUUGUGCGCCAUCCACGCCAAACGUGUCACCAUCAUGCCCAAAGACAUCCAGCUGGCUCGCAGGAUAAGGGGAGAGAGAGCCUAAGCAGCAAGUGGCAGCUUCAAGACAAAUGAUACUAUUUAUCGUACUUAACCAUUUUGUGGACAUUUUUAUUUCUUGGGUAUUUUUUUAUAAGUUUCUUUUUUGAACUUUGUAAUGUAUUUUAGAUCAGGAAAAUUCAUCGACCAUUCCACAAGCAUGACUAUGCUUAGGAUAGUGUGAAAUAUUUGGCAGUAGGAUGACAUACCGAUACCUGUCUAUUUGAUGCAUUACAUUUUUUUGGGUCGUACCACCUCCUUGUGUUUGUUUGGGUUCAAGGCUGUCUGGAGAUGGCAUUGCUCAGAAACAGUUCUUCACAUCUUCCGAGAGGGGUUCUGGAUUAUUUUCCUAUCUACCAUAUUCUUCAAAAUGCCAGCAUGUCUUGCUGAAAAAGGUCUCAAUGCAGUGUACAACUAUUGACUAAAACCAGUUGAUCCUACACACUCAGACUAAGAGCAUGGCAGACCCUCAUGUAUUUUUCUGGACUGCUUUUUACAUGUUUUUCAACAAAUCUUGGCAGCUACAUUUAAUACUAUUUAUGAAGAUGUUGUCACAUGUCUUUCUAUUAAAGGUCUUUAUGAGUAGAAA
Molecule: messenger RNA, 1103 nt
Organism: Cheilinus undulatus (humphead wrasse)
Lineage: Eukaryota; Metazoa; Chordata; Actinopteri; Labriformes; Labridae
Product: histone H3.3A
Exons: 4
Coding region: 111-521 (136 amino acids)
Cellular component (GO): nucleosome
Molecular function (GO): structural constituent of chromatin; DNA binding; protein heterodimerization activity
Source: RefSeq, a predicted model, not a curated record